Molecule: messenger RNA, 2138 nt
Organism: Salvia miltiorrhiza (redroot sage)
Lineage: Eukaryota; Viridiplantae; Streptophyta; Magnoliopsida; Lamiales; Lamiaceae
Product: putative disease resistance RPP13-like protein 3
Exons: 2
Coding region: 547-1953 (468 amino acids)
Biological process (GO): defense response to other organism
Molecular function (GO): protein binding; ADP binding
Source: RefSeq, a predicted model, not a curated record
CAUGUCGGAGGCCCUCCUCUUAUCACUGAUACAGAAGCUCGACACUAAUUAUCGAAGGCAUGAACCAAAUGACGAAAAGGUAAUUAAAGAGAUGCGAGAGAUUGUGGAUAUUGUGAGGGAUAAGAAAUUGGAAGAGGGAAGAACCCUAAAUUUUUUUGUAUGUGACCUUGUCGACGUGGCUGACGAUGCUCUCUUCCUUUUCAAACAAGACGCAACCUAUCCUUGGAAAUUUGAUUCCGUGCAUAGUUGGAUGGGAGAGAUCAAAAAGCGCAUGCUUAAACUGGGAGAUGAUGGGGCAGAGACAGAGUCCAACAUGAGAUCAUCACAAAAUGUUGAAGAUGAUGUAGAUGUGGUUGGAUUGGACGAAGAUGUGGAAAUGCUGCUUCGCAAAAGGAUUUUUGGUGAGGGAGAAUACCGCCCGCCUGUUCUUAUCAAAGGGAUGGGUGGUAGUGGAAAGACAACUCUUGCCAGAGAGAUAUACAACCAUCCAACCGUCGUUAUCGAUUCGAGUUUCGUCUUUAGGUAUCUAAUUCUAUUGACCUCACUAUGAAAGAGCUACUCAUCAAACUCGUACAACAAGUAGUUCAAGAGAAUCUCCAUAUAUCUUCCUUAUUGGAGAAUAUGGACAACCGAAGCCUCCGAGAUAUGCUUCGCCAACACCUGCAAGGAAAGAGAUAUCUUAUAGUUCUCGACCACAUGCCCAAACAAAUGCCCUUGAGGUCUUUAGGGGAAGCUCUUCCAGCAGGAUACAAGGAAAGUACAUUGCUGCUCACAAGUCACACGACACAUCCCGACUUAGGUGUACGCGAUGAAGAUGUUCAUAAGAUGAAACCUUUGAAUUCUAAGCAGAGUUGGCAAUUGUUUCUGAAAACAAUAAAUCAUGGCAAUACAUUGACGGGUGAGCACAAAUUCCCUAUGUCCUUGAAGCAUAUGGCAGAACAAAUGUUGAGAAAAUGUGGCGGUCUGCCAUUAGGUAUAAAAGAGGUAGGAAAGCAGUUAGCGGAAAAAAAAGUCUCGGGAGGGAGUGAAUGGGAACAGCUUCUUGAAUCAGUUGAUUUUGAUUCAACAUUGAAGUUAUUAGAACCAUUUUAUCAUAAGUUGGAUCUCAAACUGGACUCAUGUUUCUUGUCUAUGGCCUUCUUUAAGGAAAAUAUAACUUUGAGGAAAGAAAAGUUGAUACAGAUUUGGGUUGCUGGAGGAGUAGUUGUACAGGCUUCAGAAUAUGACUGUGGACUAUAUUUAGAUGGUUUAGUCAAUGAAUCCUUUAUUGAAGUUGGGGACAAGAGCACGGAGUAUCACUUGAAUGCUCUACUACACAUGCUAUCCAUUCAAAAAGCAGAGCAGAAACUAUGUUUUGAGAUCCUAAGGAACAACGGAAAUAAUCGACCCUCUGAGAGUCCUCGUCAUCACCGUGUUAUCAUUUGUAGCAGAGAUAAGUUCAACUACUCCACGGAUCAAGAUAAACAUCUUGUGUCUAUCUUCUUCCAUGGAGGUGGCUAUUUGGACAAUAGUCCGUCUUAUUGGAAGAGCUUUGAACUACUUAAGAUACUUGACUUGGAGGAUUUUGGGUUGAAGUUUUUACCGGAAAGUAUUGGCACAUUGAUGGAAUUAAGAUACUUGAGAUUGAGAAAUAAUUACAUAAAGGUGUUGCCACAGUCAUUGGGGUGCUUGAAAAAGCUGGAGGUUCUUGACAUAGCUCAAAACUUUAUGGUGGAGGUGCCAUAUAUUAUAUGGGAAAUGAGUAGCCUUUGCCACCUCUACUUGUCUAAUGCGAUUUGUCGGAAGCGUUUGAAGGUAGACGCGCUGCAGAAUCUGAAGACCUUAACCUACGUCUCGGUUGAUAAUUGGACAUAUGAGUUCUCGGGUAAAUAUGUUAACUUCUCUUAUGAAAUUGGGCAUAGGAGAAUUGGAUGGAGACUCAGAUGUAAGCAAGCUCUUUGUGUCAUUGGAUGACUUGGAGUAUCUCGAGCACCUAAUCUUAAGAGGGUACCGUUUCAAAAGCAUGCCUUGUUUGGAUGAGCUUCAUAUUCUACACAAUCUCGUAACACUCAAAUUGGAUGGACUCCUUACCAGGUUACCAAAUAAUCUCCCUCCCUGUAUUAAAUCUGACGUUGGUGAAUAGCUGUCUUGAUGAAGAC